UCCACUUUCCACAGGCAUAUCUUAAUUAAAUGAAAUUUAUCACCACUAAACAUUAAUUUGAGAAGUAAUUUGCAAGGAGCAUUUGAAACUUUGAUAAAUUCUCCAGUGACAUUCUUAUUAAGCAUUAAGUUUACCACUAUAACUUGGAAAAGAAACGGGGAAAGAUCAUCUUUCUUACAUCUAUUCGGAAAAUAAACUGCGACCGUCCCACAUUAGAUGAACAUGUCACUACCAUCAUCAUUCACGCCAUCAACAUCACUGGCGUUGACGUCGGUUGGUUCCAUGACCGACAUCAUUCUUAUGAUGUCGACAUCCUACAAAAACCAUACGGCGUCGAUGGACAUGGUGGAUUUGCCAACGUCCGAACCGGUUUGGGCUUCUACUCCGACCCAGACGGAAGCGGGUUCCACCGGGAACAUUUCAGCGAUACAAGUCGUGCUUUUGACUGCGUUCAUCAUAUGCAUGAUAUGGGGGAACAUUGGGAAUAUGUUGGUCAUGGGCGCCAUAUUGAUUGACAAGAAGUUACGUAAUACCGUGGCAAAUAUCUUCAUCUUUAAUCUUGCCAUAGCAGAUUUUUGUGUGACAUCAUUUGUCGAUCUUUCCUACGUCCUCGGAAACAUCUACCCCCAUUGGCUUGAAAGUCACUCGAUCUUGUGCAAUAUGGCCGCCUCUGUGUGUAUCAUAAGCUGUACAUGUUCCAUGUGGAGCAUAUGCUCUAUCAGUAUCAACAGAUACGUGUGCAUUACUAAGUCUAAAUUUUACGGAACCAUCUACACACGUCGGAAUACCCUCCUCAUGACGGCUAGUCUUUGGAUUCUAUGUGCUUUUAUCGACUUACCCAACUACAUCGGCCUGGGCGCGCAUAUUUUUGAUGAGAAGAAGAUGGGCUGCUCGUUCGACCGACUGGGAUACUACGGCUAUACGGUUUACUUCAUUGGAAUGGGGGUUUUGAUUCCACUGUGCCUUGUUCUCUUCUGUUACAUCCGGGUCUUUUCGUUCGUCCGCGAGAGUGAAAGAAAGAUUCAUAGCUGGCGAAUUCAGGGUAACGCUACUGCCCAGAACCAGGCCCCGCGGGUUACAAAGGCAGAUCGACGACUUAUGAUCACCGUCUUCAUCAUCUUCAUCGUGUUCUUGACCUGCUGGACCCCAUACGUCAUCAUUGUCCUGGCCGACGUCAACAACGUGUAUCCGAGAGAACUCUACGUCGGAGCAGUUAUCUUGGCCCACCUCAACUCCAGUAUGAAUAGCAUUCUCUACGGGAUCACCAACCGAAGGUUCCGAGCAGCAUACAAGCGUUUAAUCUUCGCCCGAUGCUGCAGUAGGGAUGAAUCCGCUAAGGAUAACAGCUUCACCUUGGACUCAGCAGAUAACCCCAGCGGAAAGACCAGGCCAACAGAAGAAAGUCGGAUUGCAUAAGGGCACUGACCCGGCCUACGUGAUGGUGCUACAUAUGCAGAAGGGCUUACACCGAGACUUUAGAAAUGUCGAACGAAAGGCAUGGUCACACCGCCCGAGCUUUGUUGGAGCGGUCGUGAAGCGGAGAGAAUAAAAAAUCAACACCGCUCGCU
Molecule: messenger RNA, 1568 nt
Organism: Lytechinus variegatus (green sea urchin)
Lineage: Eukaryota; Metazoa; Echinodermata; Echinoidea; Temnopleuroida; Toxopneustidae
Product: melatonin receptor type 1B-B-like
Exons: 6
Coding region: 217-1416 (399 amino acids)
Biological process (GO): G protein-coupled receptor signaling pathway
Cellular component (GO): membrane
Molecular function (GO): G protein-coupled receptor activity
Source: RefSeq, a predicted model, not a curated record